GGUCCUCUGAGCUGCUACCAAAGAACAACAAGCAGAACCUGUAUUUUGAAGUUUUUCUCCCUCUGUCUUUUCUCUUUCUCUGUUCACUCCUCUUUUUUUUUUUAAACUUCCCUCUAUUGCUGUUUGCUCAACUCCCACUCACAAUUCCCUCCCUCCUCUUCCUCUCCACUUCACUCUUACUCUAGCUUCAGCAGGGCCGGACCACUGUCUCCCUCCUCUGUGUGAAUCUGUCAGGGAAGCAGUGUGUAUGUGUGUGUGUGCGCAUGCCACUUCUUUUUAAACUUACAGCACUCUUUUGGAGCGGUGGGCAGGCUUUUUCAGAGUGUGAGAGAGGAGAGGAGACCCCUGUGGCGCUGUGAUUUGACUAAACAAACAGCCGGGCUUCAGAACGGUACCUCCUCCUGCAUACUCCCGGGACAGCAGAGAUUAACCUCAGACUCUGAACAUCUGAGGGAUCUAUACAUCUGAGGCAGCAGCCCCUGUAGAGACAACCAGCUGGAAACCUCUCCUCUGAUUUCAGAAGGAGGAGACCGACUGCUGGCCGGCAACCUCCUCGGACAGAGAGGGAAGACUCGUCUGUGCUUCUAGGAUCACUCUGAAGCAGAACAAAGUGCAUUGAAGGCGGCCACCUUUAGGACGGUGAUGGCGUCCAAGCUCCAUCUGACAGUCACGGUUACAGCAGCGCUGCUGUAUUUCUGCACCGAGCUCUGCUGUCUGGAGAUCACACCCAGUGACAAAGAGCUCGUCCUUACUGAGGGCUCUUCUCUCACCCUCACCUGCUCCGGCUCGGGGGAAACGACGUGGGAGUUCAAAAGAGACGAUGUGCCGUACUUCCAAGUUCAAAAUGGUGGGCAAAGCUAUGAAAUCGUGCAAAGCAGUUCCACGUCCAGUGUUUUGAAGUUGAAGGACGUGAGUUGGAGGCACACAGGGGUGUAUCAGUGCAUUGAUCAACACAAUGGAGAGACUAAGGAGGUGGCUGUUUUUGUUCCAGACCCUGAUAUGUGGUUCAUAGAGAGCUCCCAUGGCAUGGUAACAAAGACCAGUGAGGAGAGCACCAUCCCCUGUGUGGUCACCAAUCCCAGCAUCAAUGUCACCCUAUAUGAGAGGGACACCGAUCUGCCCAUCAGUGGGCAUUAUGUCCCCAGUGAGGGGUACAAGGCACUGCUGGAGGACAGGAACUACGUGUGCCGUGGAGAGCUGAACGGGGAGGUGAAAGAGUCUCAGUCCUUCUACGUCUUCAGCAUUGUUGUCCCAGAGGCCAUUGACGCCUACAUCAAUGCGUCAAAGACCGUCCUGAAGCAGGGCGAACCGCUGACAGUAAACUGCACGGUGCACGGAGUGGAGCUGGUGUUUUUUUCCUGGGAUAUCCCCAACAGAGAGAUUAUUAACGUCGAGCCGCUGACAGACGUCCUGCCCGACAUGAGCAUGCACUCCUGCCUGAUCUUCCCUAGGGCCACGAUUGCCCACAGCGGAAACUACAUCUGCCAUGUCCACGAGGAUAUCCAAGGCCAGAGUGCCUCUGCCAGCAUCAACAUCACCGUGCUCGAGCGAGGUUUCGUGGAUGUGAAAGUUCCUCAGCAUCAAAACAUUUCUGCAAAGCUCCAAGAGAACGUGGAGCUGAGAGUGGAGAUUGAAGCCUACCCUACCCCUCAGGUCCGCUGGAUCAAAGAUGGCGCCACCAUCAAGGGAGACAAACCCAUCACAACCAGACAAGAGCAUGAGAUCAGGUAUGUUACUAUUCUCACCUUGGUGAGGGUGAGAACGGAGCAGAAGGGCCUUUACACUGUCCUUGUCACAAACGGAGAUGACACAAAGGAGGUGACCUUUGACCUGGAGGUCCAAGUUCCCUCUCAGAUUAAAGACCUGACUGACCACCCCCUGCCUGGGAAGAGACACAUGGUGACCUGCGUAGCCGAGGGGGUCCCAACCCCAACUAUCCAGUGGUACAGCUGUGACAGCAUGCACAAGUGUAGCAACCAGACAGCGAUGUGGCAGCUGCUGACACCGGAGCCAGAGGUGCUGAGCAUCCAGACCAACGCCAGCUACAGCAAGACUCGUAAAACCAGCCAGGUGCGGAGCCAGGUGACCUUCCACAAGCUCCAGCACGUCACGGUGCGCUGUGAGACCACCAACCAAGCAGGACUCUUUGACAGAAGAGACGUCAAACUGGUGUCCAGCACGCUGUACUCCCAGGUGGCAGUAUUGGCUGCUGUUCUAGCCUUGGUGGCCAUCAUUAUCAUAUCCAUCAUCAUCCUCAUUGCUGUGUGGAGGAAGAAACCUCGCUACGAGAUCAGGUGGAAGGUGAUAGAAUCUGUGAGCCAGGACGGUCAUGAGUACAUCUAUGUGGACCCCAUCCACCUGCCCUAUGACCUGGCCUGGGAGAUGCCGCGAGACAACCUGGUGCUGGGUCGCACUCUUGGAUCAGGAGCCUUUGGCAGAGUGGUGGAGGCAACCGCAUAUGGUCUCACUCAUUCCCAGUCCAGCACAAAGGUGGCUGUGAAAAUGCUGAAAUCUACAGCCAGGAGGAGUGAGACUCAGGCUCUGAUGUCAGAGUUAAAGAUCAUGAGUCACCUGGGUCCUCACCUCAACAUCGUCAACUUGCUGGGAGCUUGCACCAAACAUGGCCCUCUGUACCUGGUGACCGAGUACUGUCGCUAUGGCGAUCUGGUGGACUACCUGCACAGGAACAAGCACACCCUCCUGCAGUACUACGCUGAGAAAAACCAAGACGACAGCUGCCUCAUCUCUAGAGGAAGCACUCCGCUGAGCCAGAGGAAAGGCUACGUGUCCUUUGGAAGUGAGAGUGAUGGAGGAUACAUGGACAUGAGUAAAGAUGAGCCCUCACUCUACGUGCCCAUGCAGGAGCAGAUUGACACCAUCAAGUAUGCGGACAUCCAGCCGUCCCCAUAUGAGUCUCCCUACCAGCAGGACAUCUACCAGGAGCAAGGUGGCGGCAGAUUGGACCUGGCCAUCAGUGACUCUUCUGUUCUCACCUAUGACGACCUGUUGGGCUUCAGCUACCAAGUUGCGAAGGGGAUGGAGUUCCUUGCCUCCAAGAAUUGCGUCCAUCGUGACCUCGCUGCCCGUAAUGUGUUGAUCUGCGAGGGCAAGCUGGUGAAGAUCUGCGACUUCGGCCUGGCCAGAGACAUCAUGCAUGAUUCCAACUACAUCUCCAAAGGCAGCACCUUCCUGCCCCUGAAGUGGAUGGCACCAGAAAGUAUUUUCCAUAAUUUGUACACCACCCUGAGCGACGUGUGGUCAUAUGGCAUUCUUCUUUGGGAGAUUUUCACACUGGGAGGAACCCCCUACCCUGAUUUGCCCAUGAAUGAGUUGUUCUACAGCGCUUUGAAGAGAGGCUACCGAAUGGCCAAACCUGUCCAUGCCUCGGAUGACGUUUACGAGAUCAUGAAGAAGUGCUGGGACGAGAAGUUUGAGAAGAGGCCUGAGUUCUCCUUCCUGGUCCACAGUGUGGGGAACAUGUUGGCAGACAGCUAUAAAAAGAAAUACAACCAAGUCAACGACAACUUCCUAAAGAGUGACCACCCUGCAGUCGCCCGCACCAAACCCAGACUCUCCUCACCCUUUCCGAUCGCCAACCCAGCAUUUGGCUCCCCAUCUCCCCCCUACAUCCCCCCGGACCCCUACAACCAGAGCCCGAGCCCCAGGGAAUUCACACAAGAGGCAGACACACAGGAAGUCAUAACUUCGUACAACGAAUACAUCAUUCCCAUCCCAGACCCCAAGCCGGAGGAUGUUUUCACUGACGUGCCGUCAGAAAGCCCUGCAAGCUCUCUGGUUCUGGAGGAGGAGACUGACUCCCUGUCGCAGGACACUGCUGACACCCUCCCAGAGGAGGACAGGCUGGAGGAGACCAGCGAGAGAGACGCUCUGCUGGGAUCUUCUGGGACGCCCGAGGUAGAAGACAGUUUCUUGUAGCCACAUGUAGAAACCCUGAGAGAACAUCCUCUUUUCUGGGAAUUGUUUUUUUUUUUCUAAGCUGCCUGAAAAGAGGAACGUGAUUAAACAAGAAUGUAGCAAAAUUGAGACUGAGAAGGCAAUCUUUGUAUUUCCACUAAGCACUCGAAAAGUUUUGCCCUACUUUUGAGAUUUGAAUCAAACUUAGUACCUCUGAAACGACAAAACGGUUACAAAUAACUAGCAUGAUGUUAUGAUCCAGUCUUUCAUUGGAGGCUUGACAUAAUACAAAUACGGUACUCGCCUAUAGAAUCAGUUUACAGUAACUAAACAUGUGUUUACUGUACUUUCUAUCAUAGCCAGAGACCCAUGAGGCCUUAUGAGAUAUGUGCUUUUUUCUUUUUAUCUUAGAAACAUUUUGCCAUGUGCCUCUUUUUGGCUCUUACCCCCUUUACUGUUAGCAACCAGAGUAGAUUUUUAGAAAAGCGGGUAUUAUUUGUUUUAUUUUGUUUUGUUAAAUGAGAAAAUGUAUUUGUUUUGAUAACACAAUAUGAUUAACACAACAAUAUAAACAAACACUACACAAAUAUACAUCAAAAAAAUAAAAAUAAACAAGAACCACAUGCCAUUCCCAUAUUAGUGGGAAUCAUUAACAUUAUGUCCUAAACCACAAUAAUGGAAAGUUAAUAAUUCAAUUAAAACCUAAGUACGACCAACAGCUGUAUUCACUGAAUUAUAAUAUUUUUGUAAAAUGUUAUUUCCAGGAUAUGAAAUACAGAAUCUACAUGCACUGUUUUACUAUGACAGAUACUUUCUUUUUAGUUACAUAUGCCAUAGUGUCAGACACUUCUUUCUUUUCUUUCUUUUUGUGUGUGUGAGGAUUAUAUGAAAUGUGUCGUUUGUGAAUUUUGAAUACUUGUUUAUGUAGAUUUAAUUCAUAGUUCUGUGCCAGACUUGCACUUUAUUUAGAAAAAUGUGGAUAUUCAUAAUGAAGACAUAUGUAUACAGUAAUGAUGGAAUAGUUCCUCUGAGAAUCAACUUUUGACCUAAACACAUGGCUGUUGCAGUAAAUCAGUUUCUGUGACAACAGGUGACUCAAGUGAACUAAUGAAACACAGCAUAUCACUGCCUUAGCACAAGAUGGCACACAUCAGUGCCUUUGUAUAGACUGACAGAUUUUUAUCUCGCAGCUUUUGUCGCUUGCCGAUCCGAAGGGCUACCGUACUUAUGACACCUAGAUAGCCAUAUGUGUACAUGUAAAGAAUGAUGCUUUUAGUUUUCUGCUGCACUGUAUAGCAUCCACUCACACAAUGUUUCAGCUGUCAGUAUUAUAGUGUUGACGAUAGUCCACCAUAUGAAACUACACUUUGUCAUUUUCUGUAGCAAUUUAAAAUGCACAUGAUCACUGUAUCACAAGCUAUGGUACCAAAGCUCCCUUAACGUUUACAAAUGUAUUUUUUAUAUGUGACAUUUUAUAUGUUGUAAAUGUGACAAUAAAUGUGUAUUAUCGUAGCA
Molecule: messenger RNA, 5430 nt
Organism: Epinephelus fuscoguttatus (brown-marbled grouper)
Lineage: Eukaryota; Metazoa; Chordata; Actinopteri; Perciformes; Serranidae
Gene: pdgfrb
Product: platelet-derived growth factor receptor, beta polypeptide
Exons: 23
Coding region: 643-3936 (1097 amino acids)
Biological process (GO): cell surface receptor protein tyrosine kinase signaling pathway; protein phosphorylation; cell chemotaxis
Cellular component (GO): signaling receptor complex
Molecular function (GO): ATP binding; platelet-derived growth factor binding; platelet-derived growth factor beta-receptor activity
Source: RefSeq, a predicted model, not a curated record